Molecule: messenger RNA, 11392 nt
Organism: Coregonus sp. 'balchen'
Lineage: Eukaryota; Metazoa; Chordata; Actinopteri; Salmoniformes; Salmonidae
Source: the annotation of a GenBank genome assembly
AUGCUACUCUUACCUGGAGGGUUCAACACACCUGCCCUAGGCUACACAGGUGUGUGUGUAUGCUUGCGUGGAUUGCUAGUGUGUGUGAGGAUCAGGGGCUGGCAGCACUCCAGUCAGGCAUCAAUCAGCCCACCUGCGCGCACACACACACACACACAAACACACACACGCCUCCCACUGGCCCUUAUUAAACAGGACUGGCCCCUCUCUUCUGCUCUUCAGGUGUGCUGAGCUCAUGGAAACAUCCCUUAUACACUUCUCACACAUGCUAACAUGCUUGUGUCAACACCCAUCACCUUUCAUUUAGGAUGAAUGUUGUACACAUUGCCUCUGAUCUUGGUUGUAUUUUUCCUUUUAGAAUAAUGGCAACAGUAGCCCACUGUUUCUUUCUCUAACCCCCCCUAUCUCUACCUCUCUCCCUCUCUUCUUUCCCCAGGUUGAAGGAGAUAGACAUGAGUGAAUAUGAUGCAUCUACCUACGAGCGUUUCUCUGGAAAUGUCAGAAGACAGGUCCAGUCUCUACGCAUAAUUCUAGACAGCUUACAGGUAACAACACACACGAUAUGUCCCAGAAUACUGUUCCCAUGUUGGUAAUAGCAGUCCUCACUGGCCCUAACAAGCACUCUGAUUGGUUGUCCAGAUGAGGGCCCCUGGACAAUGGGUGUUGCCAAAUAUCAGGAGUGUGAUUCUGUCUUUUUAUCUUUUCCUGGGAGAGGUAGGUAGUUGUACGUGUGUAAUUGGAUUUGUGUGUAUGCGUGUGAGAAGAGUGGAAAUACUUUUAGGACAUGACAAUGAUUACAGAGUAUGAGGCCAAGCUCUAUGAUUCUCCAGUCCAGGGUGGGUGGGUGGGUGUGUGUGUGUGAACGUUUUACUAUACUUGUGAUUACCAAAAGUCCUCACAAGAAUAGUAAACAAACUGAAAUUCAUAGAAGUGAGGACAUUUUUCCGGUCCGCAAUUUUAGGGGUUUGGGUUAGAAUUAGGGUUAAGGUUAGGGAAAUUUUGAUUUUGAAUUGUUGGUCCCCAAAAAGUCCACACAAGUAUAUAUAGUGCAUGCGUGCGCUCCACGCCUUGUGUGAAGAUCUAUAAUCUCUGUCUUUGAACAUGCUUAUGUUGUUUGUUUUUAUUUGUUCCUAUAAAGAGAACUAUCCUGUGUGUAUAUGAAGUAAUGUGCUAUCUUAACAUAGCUUUUUAUACACACACACACACAGUAGAGCUUGCAGGCUCCCAGGGAAAUGAAAUGAUACCCUAUUGUUUCUGUCAGCUGUAGAGAUCAGAGCAGACCGCCCCACCGGGGAAUCCCUUCUGAUAACACACACACACACACACACACACACACACACACACACACACACACACACACAUACAUACACACAGUCUUCCAUAUGUGAUUACCCACACACACACACAGUUCCAUAUGUGAUUGCCCUCAGUGUUUACUCCUAAACACAGCUCGCAAUGGACAGGGUUGCCAGAUUGAGACAUGAUCCAUAUUUUCUCACUCUGGGGAGACCCCGGUUUUGUCUUAUUCUCUGUAAUGGUUAGGAUUUUGUCAGUCAGCUGAUCCUAGUUCUGUUUUUAAGGGUGUAUCAGAUCCAGAUACAAUAGCAGUGGGCUGUUGUGACAUAACCCUGGGGUGGGGUGGGCUGGGGUGGACUGGUCUGGGCUGGACUGGACUGGGGUGGGCUGUGGUGGACUGGGGUGGGGUGGGCUGGGGUGUGCAUAGGCUACUUACUGUGCAUUAUGUGAUAUCUCAUACUGUAUCUCUUAUCUCUGUGUGUGUGUGUGUGUGUGUGUGUGUGUGUGUGUGUGUGUGUGUGUGUGUGUGUGUGUGAGUGUGAGUGUGAGUGUGUGUGUGUGUGUGUUGCGCAUAUGUGUGCACGACUGUGUAGUAGUAUUAGCUGAUAACAUCCUCUACUGUGUCUACUAGAGCUUGUCAUGUCUGUGUAGAAUGUGUGAACAGUGACCCGUCUAGCCACCAUAACCCUGUCCAGCUGUUACAUAUUAUGGACCGUUUAGGCAACUAUCGCCCGGUAAUCAAUAUAACCUUUUUCUGGUUAUCAUACUUUUUCUGCCUGUCAUACUUAAUCAAUCUUUCUUUGUUUGCCCUGUCAAAUGCCCAGAGAAAGAUUUGUAUUUGUGGUUCCAUGAAAAUAUUGUUUUUAAGUCUUCUCCUAAACAGUAGUGAUGAAACACUCUGAGCCUUCUGAUCACUGAGGGUCAGUUUCCCAAACCCAGACUAAGCUUAUUCCUGGACUACAAACACUUUCAAAGAUCCUCCAUGCUCUUAAGUCCAGGAGUAUGCUUAAUUUGGGUUAAGGAGACUGGCCCUUAGAUUGUUCUGAUUGUUUGGGAAUUAGUCUAUCCCUAUCAGAGUUGAUUAGUGGGUGAUAUGUUGACAGUGUUUCUCUGUCUGUGUCCCCAGGCCAAAGGUAAGGAGCGUCAGUGGUUGAAGAACCAGUCACUGGGAGAGCUGGACGAUGCUAAGAUCAUAGACGGACUGACGGGAGAGAAGGCUAUCUACAAACGCAGAGGAGAGGUGGAUCCAGAGGUAGGUGUGUUGUGCAUGCGCGCAUAUCUGUGUGUGUGUGUGUGUGUGUGUGUAGUUGGAUUCCUGUGGUGUGUGUGAUUAUUAUUAUUAUUGCAAAUCUAUGGUCUCGGAUCACACACAUUCUCCCAGGUUCCCACACUUAACUAGCCAUUAACCACACACACAAACACAAUGUUCCCACAUUAACACAUCCCCCCCAUACGCACGUGUACCCAAACAAACACAAACUCACUAACCAAAAUACACACACGUUUUAAUCUCACUUAGCUCCAAGCGUCAAAUAUUUUUGGUCUGUCUAGAGAGGCCACCCGUCUAUGGUAACAUAAUAAACACCCACUUAAGAGAUAUAAAGGAGAAACAAAAGAAAAUGUUUCUCCCACUAUUAAGUCAGUUAUUUCUAGGUAAUGCAAUUGAGCAGUGCCUUUUUCCAUGGAUAUCCACUUGAAGUGAUGACCAGUUUUCUGAAUGAAUGAGUUUCCCCUAGCUUUUAUUUGCUGAUGUUAAGUAGAGUGAUUAAGAUAAUGUGUCUCAGCUUGUCUCUGUGAAAACGUUCUUUUCCAGAAUAUUAUAGUAGGGAUUCUCACUUAAAACAUAGUUUUUUGUUUCUAAUAUUAUUGUGUUCCAGUUCUAUACAGUACCAGUUCCCCUGUAAUAUUCCAUCCUGCAGGGAAGUCUGUGUGUACUAUCUGUUUAAUCCUCUGUUUCUGUGUGUGUCUGUCUGUAUGUCUCUGUGUGUGUGUGUGUGUGUGUGUGUGUGUGUGUGUGUGUGUGUGUGUGUGUGUGUGUGUGUGUGUGUGUGUGUGUGUGUGUGUGUGUGUGUGUGUGUGUGUGUGUGUGUGUGUGUGUGUAUAGUUGGGCAGCCCGCAGCAGAAGCCAAAGCGUCUGCGUGUGUUAGCUGACGUGUCGGGGAGCAUGUACCGUUUCAACGGGGUGGACGGCAGGCUGGAGAGAUCCAUGGAAGCUGUGUGUAUGGUGAUGGAAGCCCUGGAGAGCUACGAACAGAAGAUCAAGGUGAGAUACACACAUAUGCACAUGCAGUAGUUUCCCGUCGGUACAAAACUAGGAUCAGCUAAAGUAUUCUUUAGACAGAAUAUGUGUUGGUUUGUCCAGACUGUAAUAUCUGUGAAGUAUAGUCACCUUUCACAGGAGAGAGAGUGCGAGAGAGAGGGUCAAAGAGAGGAAAGGGGAGGAGAGAGGGAAAGGGGGAGUGCGAGGGGUAGAGUGAUAAAUGGGUGGUGAGAGGGAGGGAGGGAUAGUGUCCAUGUCAGACGUGUGUGAGGAGUGGAGAGGAGGGUGAAGUGGCAGACUUCAUGGCCCCACAGCGUUUUCCCCUACACCACCUGACCUACUGCUCACAUAUCAGUGUUACACACACUUGCGUAACACACCUGCAUCUGAUAAAACACACACACACCUGUGCUCUACAAUCUGACAGGUGCCACCUGCUCAUAUACAUCUAAGAUAAGAUGUGCAGACACACGCACACACACAGAGACACACGCACACACAUACAGAGGCUUGCGAAAGUAUUCACCCCCCUUGUCAUUUUUCCUGUUUUGUUGCCUUACAACCUGGAAUUAAAAUAGAUUUUUGGGGGGUUUGUAUCAUUUGAUUUACACAACAUGCCUACCACUUGGAAGAUGCAAAAUAUGUUUAUUGUGAAACAAACAAGAAAUAAGACAAAAAAACUGAAAACUUGAGCGUGCAUAACUAUUCACCCCCCCAAAGUCAAUACUUUGUAGAGCCACCUUUUGGAACAAUUACAGCUGCAAGUCUCUUGUGGUAUGUCUUUAUAAGCUUGGCACAUCUAGCCACUGGGAUUUUUGUCCAUACUUCAAGGCAAAACUGCUCCAGCUCCUUUAAGUUGGAUGGGUUCCGCUGGUGUACAGCAAUCUUUAAGUCAUACCACAGAUUCUCAAUUGGAUUGAGGUCUGGCCUUUGACUAGGCCAUUCCAAGACAUUUAAAUGUUUCCCCUUAAACCACUCGAGUGUUGCUUUAGCAGUAUGCUUAGGGUCAUUGUCCUGCUGGAAGGUGAACCUCCGUCUCAGUUUCAAAUCUCUGGAAAACUGAAACAGGUUUCCCUCAAGAAUUUCCCUGUAUUUAGCGCCAUCCAUCAUUCCUUCAAUUCUGACCAGUUUUCCAGUCCCUGCUGAUGAAAAACAUCCCCACAGCAUGAUACUGCCACCAUCAUGCUUCACUGUGGGGAUCGUGUUCUCGGAGUGAUGAGAGGUGUUGGGUUUGCGCCAGACAUAGCGUUUUCCUUGAUGGCCAAAAAGCACAAUUUUAGUCUCAUCUGACCAGAGUACCUUCUUCCAUAUUUUGGCGAACACCAAACGUGUUUGCUUAUUUUUUUCUGGCCAAUCUUCCGUAAAGCCCAGCUCUGUGGAGUGUACGGCUUAAAGUGGUUCAAUGGACAGAUACUCCAAUCUCCGCUGUGGAGCUUUGCAGCUCCUUCAGGGUUAUCUUUGGUCUCUUUGCUGCCUCUCUGAUUAAUGCCCUUCUUGCCUGGUCCAUGCGUUUUGGUGGCCGGCCCUCUCUUGGCAGGUUUGUUGUGGUGCCAUAUUCUUUCAAUUUUUUAAUAAUGGAUUUAAUGGUGCUCCGUGGGAUGUUCAAAGUUUCUGAUAUUUUUUUCUAACCCAACCCUGAUCUGUACUUCUCCACAACUUUGUCCCUGACCUGUUUGGAGAGCUCCUUGGUCUUCAUGGUGCUGCUUGCUUGGUGGUGCCCCUUGCUUAGUGGUGUUGCAGACUCUGGGGCCUUUCAGAACAGGUGUAUAUAUACUGAGAUCAUGUGACAGAUUGCACACUGGUGAACUUUAUUUAACUAAUGAUGUGACUUCUGAAGGUAAUUGGUUGCACCAGAUCUUAUUUAGGUGCUUCAUAGCAAAGGGGGUGAAUACAUAUGCACGCACCACUUUUCCGUUAUUAAUUGUUUUGAAUUUUUCCACUUCACCAAUUUGGACUAUUUUGUGUAUGUCCAUUACAUGAAAUCCAAAUAAAAAUCCAUUUAAAUUACAGGUUGUAAUGCAACAAAAUAGGAAAAACGCCAAGGGGGAUGAAUACUUUUGCAAGGCACUGUAUACUAACACACACACCAGCCUGUAUGCAAGUUAUAAAAGAGAGGAAACUAGACGACUUCAGUGUUGCAUUCCAGAGCAUCAUAAAGUCAUGUUUAGAAGAAGCUAAGCCCAUGUUUAGUCAACAGGGUUCAUACACACACACAUACAAAACACAUUGAAUGAGAAGGUGUGUCCAAACUUUUGACUGGUACUGUACAUACAUACACACACACACACACACACACAGGGCCAUGCAUAGACCUUUCAGGGGGCAGGUGUUCAAAAUAUAAAAAAGGGCACCCACUAAAUGCCUCUGUAGAGAAAAAUGCAUUUUUAGCAUAGGCCUAUUUAUUUCUGCAACAACACACUCAUCAUCAAUUUGAAGCAAGCGGGAAACGAGGGUAGGCUAUCAGCUGAUUUUUUGUAGCCUAGGGUCCGGGAGAAAAUGUGGCCUUAUAUACACGCAUUUCAUGCAAUUCUACAUCAUUUUACAUGACUGGAGACUUUGACAGAAUCUUUUUUAAAUGACAGACUACUUUGACACUGACAAACUGAGAAUCUGAGAUCAAUAAAAAACGACCUCAUCUUGAAUCCAUCAAUAGCCUAGGUCUAGGUGUGUGGAGACACAUAUUGUACAAUAUGAGGAGGAAAUUAUGCGCAGCUUACUCUCCGGCGAUGGCCGAUGCGCUCGUGCCAAAAGCCUAUAUCUCUCUCUUAUUUUACUUUGUAAAACAAUGUUCGCUCAAUAUGCCUAUUUGGAAGUUGAUAAAAUAUUUUGAUAGCCUACAUCAGACAGAUUAGAGUAUUUUAUUUUCAGCAGGAGCCAUUUGCUUUCCAACCAGUGUUUUCUCAAGAUUGUAUUUGAAAUAUUGAGAAAGGCCUGUUUUGAAUUCAUGCUGUUCACUGACAGAUUUGCUGCGCGUUCCCGCCUGUAGGCUAUGCCUUCUUAUUGGGCAACACACAAUCCACAGCUAGACUUGUUUUAAAGAAGCUGUUGAUCCUUCCUCUGUGGCUAAAUUAUAGGCCUACUUAUGGUGUAGUAGGCUUUUCUGAAUUAUUUCAUUUAUUUCUGAACAGACAGCAAUAAUACUGUAACUUUGACACAUUUAUUUAAAUGUAUCAGGGGUGCUGCAGCACCUCCAGCACCCUUCCCGUGGCUAUGAUUCUAUGAGGAAAUAAAUGAUGAAGUGCUGCUGCCGUAGCCAACCAGACCAAAUAUUGAUGAUGAUGUAAAUCAAGUGUUAAUCAAAUGUUAUGCUGCUGUGGCAGCACUGUUGAUAUUUAAAAUAGGUAGCUUGCUACACACGGUGAUCGCAUCUCGCCAUGCAUUUUUGGAUACCGGGCGCACGCUAUCUCUGUACAGGGCAGACUGGGAAAAAGGCACAACCAGGCGCACGUGAGCUCCGUACAGGGUAGACCAACGGACGGGGUAGGGUUAGGGGGAUGACGAACUUGACGACGUCACGACGACUUUGGGGCAGUGGCUUCAGAACAACAAUGACAAAAACGGUAUACAAAAAAACACCCAAAUGGGCACUUGGCGAGUGGGAGGGCAAAGGGGCAGGUGCUCGGGCACAGGUAGAUCCCUAUCUGUGCACGUGCCUGCACACACACGUAACAGUGAGACAGGAGUGAUGCCAUGUGACACUAGAUAUGGGGAGUUCCACUGUAGGACACUUUAUCUGACUCUGGGUUAUGUGAAAACUAGGUUUUAAAAGAUGAUUGAUGGCAGAAGUGUGUGACUAGGCUGACAUACUGGGCUCUGGCAGAGACAGAAUACCCUUGACCCUCCAUAAAUAUGAGCCCUAAUAUCACUGGAUCAUCAGUGCCAUCCCCGGCUAUAGCAGUGGACCAACAUAGCAGCAGGGGGGAAUGCUUGGCUUUGCUUUCUAGGCAGUGGUGAUAGGUUGAGAACCAGGGUUGGAGAUGUAUUGCAUGAUGUUGUAUGCUCCUUUUUAUUCACAAGGCUGAAAAUAUGCAAAACCAUGUCACAUGCGCCGAAUACAACAGGUGUAGACUUUACCGUGAAAUGCUUACUUACGAGCCCUUUCCCAACAAUUCAGAGUUCAAAAGUAAGACAAAUGUGCAAAAAAGGAAAUAGUACACAAUAAAAUAACAAUAACGAGACUAUAUACAAGGAGUACCAAUACCGAGUCAAUGUGAAGGGGUACGAGGUAGUUGAGGUAAUAUGUACAUGUAGGUAGGGGUAAAAGUAACUAGGUAAUCAGGAUAGAUAAUAAACAGAGUAGCAGCAGUGUACAGGUAUGUGAAGAGUGUGAAAGUGUGUGUAUGUGUGUGGCGUCAAUAUACAUGCGUGUGUGUGUGUAAGUGUGUGGGUAGAGUCCAGUGGGUGUGCAUAGAGCCGGUACAAGAGAGUACGUGCAAAUAAAAAGGGGGUGGCUGGAGUCUUGGACAAUUUUUAGGGCCUUCCUCUGACACCGCCUGGUAUAGAGGUCCUGGAUGGUGCUGUACUGGUUCAACCAGUUGCCAUACCAAGCGGUGAUGCAGCCAGUCAAGAUGCUGUCAAUGGUGCAGCUGUAGGACUUGCUACGUAUAGGUCAUAAGUUGUUUUACCUCAGCUUUCUCUCUUUUCUCCAGUAUGACAUUGUGGGUCAUUCUGGUGAUGGUUACGACAUAGAGCUGGUCAGAACAGACAAGGUCCCCAAGAACAACAAACAGAGACUGAAGGUCCUCAAGGUACGGACCCAACUCCACUUCACUCUACCCCACUCUACCGAACACUAGCCUACUCUAUAUCUCACUCUACUCCACUGACUCUACCUCACUCUGCCUCUACCCCACACUAUCCCGCUCAACCUCACUCUACCCCACUCAACCUCACCCUACCUCACUCAACCUCACACUAUCCCACUCAACCUCACACGGCCCAACCAAACCGACACGAGCACACGCAACCAACAAGACAACACGCAACCGCACGCGAACCGAACAACAACCGCGCACGACCCACGCAACCGACCGCACCGAACAAGACCCCACGCAGCGCACGCGACCCACGCAACCACCGAGCACAAACAACCACCCGACACACGACCCCAAAAACCAAACAAAAGCCACCCUAACCACCACGACCCACUCAACUCACACGACCCCACGCAACCUCACACUACCCCAGAAACCCACUCAAACUGCACACUACCCACGCAACGCACACGACCCCACUAAAAUACACACAACCCACUCAACCCACAAGACCCCACUCAACGUCACUUACCUCACACGACCCCACUCAACUCACACUACCCACGCAACGCACACUACCCCACAAAACCCACAAUACCCCACAUAACCUACAACCCACGCAAUAUCAACUCGACCCCACUCAAUCUCAUCUAACCCCACAACCCCACACAACUCCACGCGACCCACAAGACCCCAGCAACCCACACUACCGCAACGCAACCUCACAUUACCCCACUCAACCUCACUCUACCUCACACUACUCCAUUCAACUUCACACUACCCCACUCAAACUCACUCUACCGCACACUACCCCACUCAACCCACAACGACCACACGCUACGCACUCAACCUCACAUACCCACGCAACCUCACCCCACUCUACCCCACACUGCUCCACUAACCCACACGACCCCACGCAACGCCCACGACCCCACGCAACCGCACACGACCCACGCAACCGCACACGACCCACGCAACCGCACACGACCCACGCAACCGCACGCGACCCACGCAACCCACGCAACCGCACACGAGCCCACGCAACCGCACGCGACGCUACCACCGAACGCACGCAACCGACGCGACCCACACGACCCGACGAGAGAGCGCAGGGACCAACCACUAACUACAACGACCGAACCCACCUAACCAAACCCACAUACUACCCCACACUACGACCCCACACAACCUCACACACCCCACGACGCAAACCCUAAACACCCAACACCCACACGCCCACUCAACCUGCACACUACCACCAACGGCACACGAAACGCAACCGCACACUACCCCACGCAACACGCGACCCCACACGACACAAGCGAAGCGCACGGACCCCACUCAACUAACUCCACCCACACUACCCCACUCAACACACCCACAACCCAAAACCGCACACAACCACCUACCUCACACUACCCCACUCAACCUCACACUACCCCACUCAACCCCACACAACCUCACACUACCCCACUCAACUUCACUCUACUCUACCCUACCUAACCUCACUCAACCCUACUCUACCCCACACUACCCUACUAUAUAUCUCACUUUACCCCACUCAACCUCAUUCUACCUAUUCUACCCAUUCUACCCUACCAAUUCUCGUCUCCUGUCCUCUCUUCCACUGUGUGUGUGUCCUCACCUCUCUCUCUGCCCUCUCCAGAACAUGCAUGCCCACUCCCAGUUUUGUAUGAGUGGAGACUACACCCUGGAGAGCACAGAGGCUGGCAUCAGGGAGCUGGCACGCGAGGACGCUGACGAGCGCUUCGUGGUGGUGCUGAGCGACGCCAACCUGGAGCGCUACGGAAUCACGCCCGAACGCUUUGCCCGCGCCCUGACCUCGGACCCCCAGGUCAACGCCUUUGCCAUCUUCAUCGGCUCGCUGGGCGACCAGGCCGACAGGUGAGAAGAUGGUGGAAGGAGAUAGUGUGUGUGUCAAGCCGUGAUGAUUGUUUAUCGUAACAGGUGACUCAAGUAAGUAGGCUCCUACAUCAAGCACUUACUGGAGGAUAUAACAGUAUAGUUUGACCAGUACUUUAUCCUACCCACACAGUGUGCUGCCUGCUGUUCAGUAGUCCUUUGUAGUCUUUGUUCUCAAUGAAAUCCCAGUUUAAAGAGAUUCUAAAUACAGGACCAAGAAGGAUAAGUGCUCUCUUAAACCUAAUUAUCCUUCUCUCUCUGCCCCUGACACAUACACACAUACAGUGUUGUCUGGCCUGUGUUAUGGCUUGUGUGGUUCGCGUCGCGUGUCCUUUGAAGUCUGAACGGUGUGGGCCAUAUUGUUUGUCGUUCUGUCCCGGCCUCAGGCUGGAGAAUGUCAAUGGGUAGCUUUAACCUCCGUCUCAGUCUCUCACUAUAGCUUAGGACCAAGUUAGAGAGAGUGAGAGAGCAAGGGGGAAAGAAGACAGAGAGUUAUAUGUGGCAGUACAUUCCUCCCUGUUUCUGUGGCUAAGGUUGUGGCUGUGGUGUCUCUAAGCUGGUCACUGCCAUGGCCUAAAAAGCAGUGAUCAUGACAUAACGACCGGAAUAAAAAGAAAAAGGAUGGGGGGGGGGGGGGGGGGGUUGAGGGAGGCAGCUAACCAUGGGAAGAGAGAGAGAGAGAGAAGGGGAUCAAGUCAGUUCUGUCUGUCAAUGACAGCUAUUGUCUCGCAUUCAUUCAUUGGCUCAGGAAACAUCUGGAUCAUUUGUCCUCACAAAGUGGGGUCUCUUUCUCAAUGGAGUGUCCACAUUCAGCUACUGAACACACUGUGGGUUGAAUCUUGUCAUCUAUUUCUGUUCAGAAAUUUGACAGUAGAAGGUCACUAUCUCUCUCUCUCUCUAACUCGCUCUUCUCUCGCUCUGACUUUUUGUCAUUUUUCUCCUCUCUCUCUCUCUCUCUCUCUCUCUCUCUCUCUCUCUCUCUCUCUCUCUCUCUCUCUCUCUCUCUCUCUCUCUCUCUCUCUCUCUCUCUCUCUCUCUCUCUCUCUCCAGGCUCCAGAGAACAUUGCCGGCUGGGCGGUCCUUCGUUGCCAUGGACACCAAGCACAUCCCUCAGAUCCUGCAACAGAUCUUCACCUCCACCAUGCUGUCCAGUGCCUGA